AUGAUGAAGCUACGCCUCCCGGUCCUGUUCCUCUCGCUGCUGCUGCUCAGCGUCUCAUUGCUGCUGAGCGUCUGGUACAUGUACAGCUGGAAGGGCUUCCUCGUUCGCGACCUCGACGCACUCGGCAACUCGUCCGUCUUCAGGCCAAAGCCGGGGUCUGCUUCCGAUAAGAUCAACCACGUGAUGCUGUGCGGGCAACGGGGAGCGCUGCAGAACACGUCGAUGAUGCGCGUGCGCGACACCAAGAUAUUCUUGGUGUCGGCGUACCACGACCAGCGCGAGGCCGGUCAGAGCACACGCAUCAUCGGCAUCGCCAACCGGUAUGAGCCGGACGUGCUCUCCUGCCACUUCUGCUGCCGAGGGCACUCGGAGAUCCUGACGGUCACCGCCAGCGCCUACGUCCACUCGGAUCACUUUGACUUCCCGUACGGCACGGCCGACUUCCUGUGCACGGAGCCGCUGGACUGCGAGCCGGGACACGUGUCCGUCCAGCGCAUGCGCACAAUACCGGACGAGGAAGAGGCCGAGUGGGUCUUCAUGCCCGUGCGAAAUCGGCUCUACAUGCCCCCCACCAUCACACAGGAAUUCAGCGUCUGCAUCUCCACGCUCUUCGGGAACUACGGCAACGUCCUGCAGUUCGUGCAGGCGAUCGAAAUGUACCGCAUCUUGGGUGCGGGCCGCGUGACGGUAUACAACACAAGCUGCAGCUCUGAGCUGAACAAAGUGCUCCUCUACUACAUCAAGACCGGCCUCGUCGAGGUCGUUCAGUGGCCCAUCACGGACUACGUGUGGGUGUCCAGAGGGUGGCACUACCCCGAGCACCCAGGCGAGCUGCACUACUAUGGCCAGAUAGCGGCGCUGAACGACUGCGUGUCUCGGCACAUGUACAGCACGCGCUACCUGGUCCUCACGGACAUUCGACGAAACGGGUGCCACGGAGACAUCGCGAUCAUGCACCACUACCUCGCCAAGCAGCCCGACCUGCCGCUCGACUCGCUGGCGUGGACCCUCACGCUGUGGAUCAAUGCCACUCUGAUCAGAAAUGUCAACAAGGUCCUCAACAGGGUCUUCUGGAAUGAGUAG
This is a messenger RNA of Petromyzon marinus (sea lamprey), 1083 nucleotides long. Lineage: Eukaryota; Metazoa; Chordata; Hyperoartia; Petromyzontiformes; Petromyzontidae. The record is from RefSeq and is a predicted model, not a curated record.